Oreochromis niloticus (Nile tilapia) is the source of this 2308-nucleotide messenger RNA. It is a transcript of the gene arid3c, whose product is annotated as AT rich interactive domain 3C (BRIGHT-like). Gene Ontology annotation, biological process: regulation of transcription by RNA polymerase II. Gene Ontology annotation, molecular function: DNA binding. Gene Ontology annotation, cellular component: nucleus. Lineage: Eukaryota; Metazoa; Chordata; Actinopteri; Cichliformes; Cichlidae. The record is from RefSeq and is a predicted model, not a curated record.
CAUCUGGGUUUUAAAUGCCUUUACGGACGAGCUGCUGUUUCUCUGGAUGUACACGGUGACUGUAUGUUUGAGUCAUUUUUUUUGUCAUGUCAUGUUGAAGUUCAGCUUUACAAAAAUACAGUACAAACGCAAUAAAACUGCACAAAGCAGUUUUCAAACAUACUCCAGGAUAUCUGAUUAAAUAAAUAAAUUAGCGUUACUUGAGCAGAGGUCUCAGUGGUUGCAUCACAGCGUGCGGUCAGCUGCUGAGCGUCUCAGUACUGACGCGCUGCUGCUGCAGGUGGGCCAGGCGCGCUGAUCUCUACCUCCAGAGGUCAUUCUCACAUUUGCCACUUGUUGCCUAAAGAAAGCGGGCGCUCCAGCAUUUAUGACUGAGUAUGUUCGUGUUGCACCUGAAAGAAGACUCGUGAUUGGGCUGUUUCGGCAACAUGGUUGAUAACUCAAGUGUAACUACUAAGUCUGUGUUGCAAAGCUGUUUCUCCUCUGGCAGCAGCCUUCCACGCCAAACACCCCACAGCCCGUAUCCCGGCGCACAGUCUCACCAGCUCGGCAGCGGCGGCAUGAAACUCGAGGCUGUCAUGGAAAACCUGCAGCGCCAACAGGCAGCGCGCCUCGCCCUGGAGGAGAAGCUCCGGCAGGCGGAGAAAGAGAAAGAGCUCCGCUGUAUGGUAGAGUCCCAGAUCCACCAACAAGCUCUGGCUUUCCGCCACUAUCAGCUGGCGAUGCCAGGCGCCCUCUCCGCCGGAGCUGAAAGCUCACCCCCAGGAGUGACCCCUCCUCACAUGGAAGUCCGUAUAUGCGCCGAAGACGGGAACUCCAACCCCGGUAUCUACGUUAAAGACCGGGACGGGGAGGGAGAUGACACGGAAGUACAGGAUCUCAUGGACGAAGACGAGGACGGGGACGAUGUUGGGUUAAACCAGUCCUCUCUGCAGGAAGCGUGCGUGUCUCAGCAUCUCAGAGUCCCAGCUGUCUUCGCUACCCACGGUCACGCAGACUCUCCAUCGUCGCACGCCGCGUCGCAGCAACACGAGUGGACCUAUGAGGAGCAGUUCAAACAGUUAUACGAACUGGAUGAUGAUGAAAAACGCAAAGAGUUUCUCGAUGACCUUUUCAGUUUCAUGCAGAAACGGGGAACUCCAGUGAAUCGGAUUCCUAUCAUGGCCAAGCAGGUGUUGGAUCUCUACAUGCUCUACAAGCUUGUUACAGAAAAAGGCGGCUUAGUGGAAGUCAUCAAUAAGAAAAUAUGGCGGGAGAUCACCAAAGGCCUUAACCUCCCUACCUCUAUUACCAGUGCAGCUUUCACUCUCCGAACACAGUAUAUGAAGUACCUCUACCCAUAUGAAUGUGAAAAGCGGGGAUUGAGCUCCCCUGGCGAGCUUCAGGCAGCUAUUGACAGCAACCGCCGCGAAGGCCGAAGGCAGAGUUAUGGCUCAGCCAUCUUGAACUGCUCUCUUGUGGGAAGCCAAAGCCUUCUGUCCUCACCAAAGAUACAGAUGUCCCACCUACCCAUUCCUACUCACAACAGUGGCCAAAUCUCCCAGGUUCCUGUGAUCAAGAAAGAGGAACCCAUGAUUGCCAGCUGCCUGUCCAGGCCUGGCUCUCCCAUGUCUCCCAGCAGCCAUCCUGCUGCAGCCAUGGCCGUCCAGACAGCCGCUCUGGAACAGCUGAGAGAGAAACUGGACAGUGGUGAGCCGCCACAAAAGAAGACGAUGAUAGAGCAGCAGAGGAUCAUGCAGCAUGCCCUGCAGCAAAACCUGCUGGCAAUGGCCUCCCAGCUACCCCUCAACAUCAAACUUAACAACAGAGAUGAUAGACAAGAGACUGCAUUGAACCUGUCUACCAACGGCAUUAGCAGCAUCAACAUGUCAAUAGAAAUAAAUGGAGUUGUCUACACAGGCAUCCUGUUUGCUCGGCAGUCGCCCAUAGCAGGGAUGGCAGGACACCAUGGGAAACAUCAUGGCUGUCAGACUCAGGGAAAAAACAGCCCUACAAAGUUCCAGCCCUCCUCAUCCUCCUCAUCCUCUGCUUCUUCUCUCCAUGGACACCGAAACACCUCCCCCUGACCCUCCACUUAUUCUCACCUCCCCCUCCAGUCCCAGUAAGAAGAACCAUUUUACUAAAUCAUCAGAUUAACUGCAGUUUAUUUCAGUUGUGGUUUACUCGACAUCCACAUGAUUCUACACAGGUGAGCAAACUGCUGAUUAAAAAGCAACUGUUGCAUAUAGACAUCUACCUGCCCCCCUUUCCCCACUCCGCAGGGUUAAUUCAAUUUUCAAUUCAAUUUAAUUUCAAUUCAAUUUUAUUU